AUGGCCUGCUGUAGCGUCUGCAAGAAAAGCGAACCGGAGGUUUCCCUCAAACGCUGCGCGAAAUGCUCUUCCGGAGCUUACUGUUCCAGGGAGUGCCAAAAGAACGACUGGAAGCAGCACAAAAAGAUUUGCGGCAAGGCAUCUUCUGCAUCUUCCCAAGCGACUGAGAGCAGCGGAUCACCACCAAAGGGACUCGAUCAGCCUAUCCCUGAUCCAUUUACUCGGCUGGACAAUGGAACAUAUCUGCACAAUCGCCCUGAGAAGGAUGUCUAUCGCCUUCUCAUCGACUGUUACCGCCUACGUGUCGAGGACAUGUACAAAAUCGAGGGCGAGGUGAUGGAAGAUAGCCUGUACAGUGGUGCCGGGGAUGGAUCGGUUGGUUUCCAAGAGUUCCUUGACGACAUCUCGGAUAAAAAGGGACUUCUUCCUUCCUGGUGGACACCCGAGAAGGAGAGAGAGUGCGAAGAGUUCGGCAUGAACUCGUCAUGGCAUAAUUUGAAGUUUGCGAUUGUAAAAUCCGAUAUCAUUGAACACUACGGAGAUCCCCAGUUUCCCAUGCAGCUUCGUAUGCUGGGUGAGGCAGUCUACGGCGAAGCCCCUGGUGGAGCUGAUGGUACAGCUAUGAGAAAGAUGCUGGUUUCAAUGGAGGCGGGUGGCAUGGAUGGAAUGGCUGCCACUCUGCUUGAUAUUUCUCGUUCCCGAUAA
Molecule: messenger RNA, 705 nt
Organism: Fusarium poae
Lineage: Eukaryota; Fungi; Ascomycota; Sordariomycetes; Hypocreales; Nectriaceae
Exons: 1
Coding region: 1-705 (234 amino acids)
Biological process (GO): regulation of transcription by RNA polymerase II
Cellular component (GO): nucleus
Molecular function (GO): DNA-binding transcription factor activity, RNA polymerase II-specific
Source: RefSeq, a predicted model, not a curated record